Molecule: messenger RNA, 2912 nt
Organism: Marchantia polymorpha subsp. ruderalis
Lineage: Eukaryota; Viridiplantae; Streptophyta; Marchantiopsida; Marchantiales; Marchantiaceae
Source: the annotation of a GenBank genome assembly
GGAAAAGGAAAUCCGACGGCUUUUCGACGGGGAUGGCCGGGAGAGAGGGGACGCGUGGAGGGCGGGGAUUGGCGGCGAGUGGCCAUCUGGCUGUUCACAGGUGGCAUGUGCGGAAUCGUGGAAAGCAGGAGGGCUUCUGUUCCUGGCUCUGGGUGAUCUGUUGCUUCUGCUCGGAACCCCCUCUUGUGCCCCCGCCCCUCGCUCAUUCUCGUCGUGUCGAUCUCUCGCUCUCACUGUCGCCCGUCCCGAGCUCGAGCCGAAUCGCAGCGCGGGCUAUAUUGUGCUGGCCGUGCGCAAGUUCGUCAAGUCGUCGAGCUCGUCGAGGAGAGAGGGGCAGGCGCAGCGGGAGAUAGAGAUCGAGAGUGAGAAGAGAGAUUCACAGGAGAGGAGAAGGAGAGAUCGAUUGGUUGAUUGAUUGAUUGAUCGAUUGAUUGAUUUGAGAGCGAGAAGGGAAAGGAAGGAACGAGAAGGAAAGAUGUCGACCGAUGUGGGAUUCUCCGGUGAUGAGACCGCGCCCUUCUUCGGCUUCAUCGGAGCUGCGGCAGCGCUCGUGUUCUCGUGCAUGGGAGCGGCCUAUGGAACCGCCAAGAGUGGAGUGGGAGUGGCCAGCAUGGGAGUCAUGAGACCCGAGCUGGUGAUGAAAUCCAUCGUGCCAGUGGUCAUGGCGGGAGUGUUGGGUAUUUACGGGCUGAUUAUCGCUGUUAUUAUCUCCACCGGGAUCAACCCUAAGGCCAAACCCUACUACCUGUUCGAUGGGUAUGCACAUCUGUCCUCGGGAUUGGCUUGUGGACUGGCAGGACUCUCAGCUGGUAUGGCGAUCGGUAUCGUCGGAGAUGCCGGAGUCAGGGCCAACGCCCAACAGCCCAAGCUCUUCGUGGGAAUGAUCCUUAUCCUCAUUUUCGCCGAGGCGCUGGCUUUGUACGGUCUUAUUGUGGGUAUCAUCCUGUCUUCCCGCGCCGGACAAUCACGAGGAGAAUAGAAGACUGCACUCCGAUCUGUAGAUGAAGCCACAUUGGGCUGGCUUGCGUGCAGAGCAUGAUGGCUAUGCUUUGCCUUGUGUUGAUUGAGGACUAGUGGGCAGAUCAAGUGGGCAAAAGUUCGGUCCAUCACUGCAGGUGUGGCCUCCAGCCCUUUUACAAGCUUCCUUGGGACCGAGCGGGACGCACGGACAUAGAGUUGGAACUUUUUGUGAAAAUUGUAAUAACAGUGGUUGCUCAUGUAUGUUUUCCUGGUGGUUACAUCUUUCUGGAGGUGAAGAUCUAUUGAUUCAUAAGUCACGUGUGACGUAACUGCAUCGGUCGAGGACUGGAUCACUCCCAUGAGCCAAUCGGAGCAGAUUAUUGUCUUGGUAAUUUGUCAAUUGUUUAGAUCUGAACAUUAAUGGAGAAUAUUGACCUUGGAGCUUACACUUUGCACCGCAGAUGCAAGCGUCCCUGCAAUUUUUGUUUCUGUGUGCCUUUAUUAGUUCAUAUUUAUUUAGCCAAUCUGUUAGAGGUUGCAUAGGAGUAUUAAUAGAGAAAAUCUCGUGCCAAAGGUUGUCCAUGUACGGAAGUUGAAGACCUGCCUUAGACUUUCUACGUCAGUCCGCUUGUAACAGCACAUCUGUUGUAAAUCUUUCAUUCAAAUGCCUACAUCCUCAGUACCCGCCUUUUUCCGAUGUAUAUCUGUCGUAGAUGUUGCAAUGAAUUGGCCACCGUUAUACCUUGAAUGUGGCCAAUUCAGGUCAUCAACUUAGAUGCAUCUUGCAUGUAAGAUCAAUGAACAUGCAUUAUGGUCGCUUUAUUGCAUUACAAUGCACUGCAGUGGUGUGAUUUAUGUACAAUUAACGUAUUUCGUCUCUUGUGUCUUGUUCUGCAAUGUCAUAUAUUCACUUUGCAGAUGAUAUAUGCUGUCCAGGGUCUUUCAGUUUGUAUUAGUGAAGGAGUUUGUAGGGCAUUGUGAACUGUUGGCCUCAAAACAUGUAUGAUUGUGUUGUGAGGCCAAUACGUCUGCUUGUUGGCAACGUGAAAACUAAUCUUAUAAUGAUAUCAAGUUGUCAUCUAGUAUAAGAGCUCUCUGUUCCGAACACCGAUUCUCAAUCAGUAUAGCAAUCUACGCAGUCUUUUAAUUCGGGAAGGAUGAGUAGUGAGGUUUUGAAGACAGAGCGGGCAAUAGGAUUGGAUAGAUGUCAUUCACUUUAAAUGAGGAAGACCAAGGAGCAGAUCUUCAAGAGGAAGUUCGUACUAGUCAAUGAACUGAUGUGUAUGUAACCUAUACACGUUAUCUUGGAGUGUGACGUGUAUUUAAGAAAGCGCCAGGAUGUAGAUGUUGCUGAGAUGUCGAAUAUGCUCUCUGUCGAAUAAGCGUGUCACUGCUAUGCAUGGCACGCCAGUACAUGAAAGUACAGUCCUGUUGGGUCUACAUCCGGCCGACGGUAGUCUGGCUUUUGCCGCCAAUUACAGUGCUUUUAGGAUUGGAGCUGGCGUGUCUCGCGAAUCAUAGAAAGCAAGUCAGCCUGCCUUUAUCACUCCAGACGGAAGGCAGUCUAGUUUAUAAUAAUUUUGGCCACACAUGACCCGGUCAGACAUGAGUCCGAGGGAAGGUUUAUGUUAAAGCCAUGUUCGCAUUUAGUUUUGGGCUUUUACAUCCCGGGGUUGUUCUGUUAAUGAUAACAUGGUUUGCAUAUGACACCGCGCCUCCUUUAAUCAAGUGCUCAUCACAUGAGACAAAAAAGGAGUAAGUUGCUGAUGGCCAGGGUCCAAUGGGUCCAUUCCCAUUAACGAACACUACUGUUAAUUCAGUAAGGGCUUUGUUGCUAGGUGAAGUCCACUUUGCUUCUAUAUCGAAAUUAUAUAUAUACAAAGGAUAAUGACCAGAUCUUCACUGGGUUUAAUGAAAAUCUUUUCUACCUUUAAUGUAAUGCUUUAUUUACG